Messenger RNA from Aspergillus puulaauensis, 1131 nucleotides. Its product is annotated as NAD(P)-dependent alcohol dehydrogenase. Gene Ontology annotation, molecular function: oxidoreductase activity; zinc ion binding. The record is from RefSeq and is a predicted model, not a curated record. The coding region runs from base 1 to 1131 and encodes 376 amino acids. NCBI's taxonomy places the organism in Eukaryota, Fungi, Ascomycota, Eurotiomycetes, Eurotiales, Aspergillaceae. The transcript is spliced from 6 exons.
AUGGACGCCAGAGCCAUUGUCGCCCGCGAGCCCUCGGCAGGCCCCACCUGGGCCCUGGAAGCCAUCACCGUCGGCGCCCCUGCAGACGACGAGGUCCUCGUCAAGAUCACCGCAACCGGAAUCUGCCACACCGACAUCUUGCUGUCGUCUAUGCCGACGGGUGCGUUGGGUCUCGCUUACCCUAAGAUCGUCGGGCAUGAAGGAGCUGGUAUCAUCCAGGCAGUCGGCAAAAAUGUAAGCAAGGUGUCUGUUGGCGACAAGGUGCUUCUAUCGUACUACUCAUGCUCCAACUGUGGGCACUGCAAAGCGUCGCGCCCGACCUACUGCACAGAAUUCAAUCUAGAGAACUACGCCGGCCGGAAAUGGCCGGGGAUGGUGUGCAAGGACAGCGGCGAGGAAGCCUGGGCGCAGUUCUUCGGGCAGUCCAGUUUCGCGGAGUACACGCUGGCUGCGGAGACGAGUGUUGUGAAUGUGAGCGGGUUGCUACAGAGUGAUGAAGAAUUGAACCUCUUUGCACCGCUGGGGUGCGGGUUCCAGACUGGCAUGGGGGCUGUUGCGAAUGUGGCGAGUGCUGGGCCGGACGAUGUGGUUCUGGUUAUGGGGAUGGGCGCUGUUGGGAUGGCGGCUCUUAUGACGGCCAAGAUCCGGAACUCAAAGACGAUUAUUGCUCUGGACAGAUUCGCUAACAGGCUUGAACUGUCGCGGGAAGUUGGGGCUACGCAUACGCUCAAUACCGCGGUGGAUGGGUUCGAUUUCCAGCAGGCUGUACGGGAGAUAUCGCCCACGGGCGCAUCAGUCAUAGUCGAUACCACGGGAGUAGGACAGUUGAUUGAAGAGGCCUUUGAGAGCUUGUCGUCGCUGGGGAAGUUGGUUCAUGUAGCCCCUACUCCGCCAGACUACAAGCUCAAGGUGGACACCACCGCGCUGCUGAUGUCUGGAAAAACAAUUACCGGGUGCAUCGAAGGGAACUGUAUCUCGAGCGAGGCUGUGCCCCAGAUGAUCCAGUGGUACCGCGAGGGCCGGUUCCCCUUUGACAAGCUCAUUACAUUCAUUCCUGCCCUCGAGUUCGCAAAAGCCCUGGAGGGAAUGCAUGAUGGAAGCGUGCUGAAGCCCGUUCUGACCUGGAGUUAA